This is a messenger RNA of Folsomia candida, 2846 nucleotides long. RefSeq names its product glycerol kinase. Gene Ontology annotation, molecular function: glycerol kinase activity. Gene Ontology annotation, biological process: glycerol metabolic process; triglyceride metabolic process; glycerol-3-phosphate biosynthetic process. The record is from RefSeq and is a predicted model, not a curated record. Bases 104 to 1615 code for a protein of 503 amino acids. The transcript has 10 exons. Gene Ontology annotation, cellular component: mitochondrion. NCBI's taxonomy places the organism in Eukaryota, Metazoa, Arthropoda, Collembola, Entomobryomorpha, Isotomidae.
UGAACCCGGACAUACUUCAUUGAUUUUUUUUCCAAAUUCCCAUAAAUAGUCCCCCCCAACUUUAUUUCAAAGUUUACCCCUUCAAUACGUCUUACCAUUAGAAAUGAGUAAUUUCGUCGCCGCAAUUGAUCAAGGGACUAGCUCAUCACGAUUGAUGGUAUUUGAGGCCAAUACAGGUAAAUUGAUAACCUUUCAUCAAGUCGAAAUUCCACGCUGUGCUCCAAACCAAGGAUGGGUAGAGCAAGAUGCAAAUAUUCUUCUCUCUUCUAUCUUAACCUGUAUUGACGAGUGUGUCCAAAAUUUGGAAGACAUGGACCUAUCCCCCUCGCAAAUAAAAGCUGUAGGGAUAACAAAUCAAAGAGAAACUGUUAUCGCAUGGGACAAGUUUUCAGGGAAGCCGUUGUACAAUGCGAUUGUCUGGAUGGAUACCCGAACCGUAUCCACCGUGCAGGAAAUUCUAUCCACGAAGAAACAAGAAACUGAAGAAAUCCGUCGUAUCUCUGGCCUUCCAAUGAGCACUUAUUUCAGUGCCACAAAAAUAAAGUGGCUCAUUGACAAUGUCCCCGAAGUAAAAGUAGCCGUGGAUCAAUGUCGGUGCCUUUUUGGCACAGUCGAUGCCUGGCUCACUUGGAAUCUGACAGGAGGAGCUAACGGCGGAUUGCACGUAACCGACGUUACUAACGCUUCCAGAACCAUGCUCAUGAAUUUGGAGACGCUACAGUGGGAUCCCUACUUGUGCAAGUUUUUUGGGAUUGAUGUCAAACUCCUGCCUGAAAUACGGUCUUCAUCCGAAAUUUAUGGGCAUUUCGUAUCCACUAAACUAGGCGGUGUUCCAAUUUCAGGAAUUUUGGGCGAUCAACAAGCCGCUCUUGUCGGCCAGCUAUGUUUUAAACCAGGCCAAGCUAAAUGUACGUAUGGAACAGCGGGCGUUCUCCUGUUCAAUACUGGAUCAACGAUCGUGCACUCCACCCAAGGUCUGCUCACCACUGUUGGGUACAAGUUAGGUCCCGACCAUCCCGUCGUGUACGCUUUGGAAGGAUCCAUCGCCAUUGCUGGGGCGUGCAUUCGAUGGCUCAGAGACAAUCUAGAUUUCGGUGGAAGUUACGAAGAAAUCGUAAAAUUAUCCGAAAGUGUUGAGGAGACUGGAGGAGUAUUUUUUGUUCCCGCGUUUUCCGGAUUGUUUGCCCCUUAUUGGAGAUCUGACGCGAGAGGCCUUAUCUGCGGUCUUACUGAAUUCUCUACGAAAUCCCACAUCACUCGAGCAGCCUAUGAAGGGGUCGCGUUUCAAGUGAAGGAAAUCUUAUCAGCCAUCAAUUCUGAAGUUGGUGUCGUUCCAAUCUCCUCGCUCCGAGUGGACGGCGGAAUGACAGUCGUCGCCCACUUGAUGCAACUCCAAGCCGAUUUCUUGGGGAUUGAAGUACUCCGAUCGGAAAUGGGGGAAAUGUCUGCCUUGGGGGCGGCAAUGGCUGCCGGAAACGCGGAAGGUGUCCAAGUUUGGGACAUUUUUACAAAAUCCGAUUCCAUACCUGGGGAUGCUUUUCAUCCCAAACUUACAAACCAAGAACGGGAGGAACGAUAUGUCAAAUGGAAAAAUGCAGUUGUUAGAACUUUGUAAAGUCAGAUAUAAGGACAAGAACUUUCGUCAGCACCUUGUUACACUAUGGAUCAUCUCCAUUAAAAACGCGUGAUUUUAUUAUAUAUGUAUACUACUUAUUUUAUUGAAUUUCCUAUCAAUGAGCCUGGUGCGUGUCAACGGUCCAAAGUUUUCAAAACGUUUUUAGUUUUGAAAACAGGUGACAAAUUGCAAGAACUAAAGAUUAAUAAGAAUUACAGCGCCAAAUAAUCUUGUAGAAAAAAAUUAAGCGUAAUAGAUGUACCAUAAUUCAAAAUACUUAUGUAGAUAUUUAAUAGGGGGCCGUCCAUAAAUUACGUAACGCAAGAGGGGGGGAGGAGGGGUCAUGGGAAGAGCGUUACGAAUUGUUAUGUAGGGGGAGGGGGGUAUAACAAAUUUGUUACGUAACGCAUUUCAUAAACGCGAUUAAAAAUCGAAUUGAACUCAUGUCAUCCAGAAGGUUUCAGUGUACGCAUGUAAGUACGUUUUUCAUUAUGGUGCUCACAUUAAAAGAAGAGCAAAAUUCUUGCCUACUUGUGAACCAUCAUUCCUCCACAGUGACCUCGGAGGGCGAUGGUGUGACGUAAGUUUCACGAUUAAUUGAGCCUUACCUUUAAGAUGAGAAUUUGAUCGAAUUUGCCGAUCACCUGAGCCCCAACGAGGUCACUUAGGAGGCAUGAUGGUUGUCAAGAAUUGUACUCAUCUAUUAAUGGUCGUACGAUAGUUUUCCGGAUGCAACUUGACAAAAGGUUCCAUUGUGAGUCUUGGUAAACGUUGAGAGACCUGUAAGAUUUACAAUUUCCAUUUCUUAUAUGAUGAUGUCGAAUAUGAUUUCGUUGUUCUUGAACAAGAAAUUCACAAAAUUCUAAUUUAUCUAGCAAUUUAAAAGAAAUUGAAGCAAUAAAAGCGACAUUUGUCUACACAACCUGGAACAAAUGAAAAUUUUGCAAGUUACUGUUAAAGAAAUUACCUGCGGUGAAAUCAAAUUUACGUUACGUUACGAAGGGGGAGGGGGGUAGUCGAGAAGCGUUACGAUGCCGUUACGAGGGGGGAGGGGGGGUCUAAAAAAUGAUGAUUUUUGCGUUACGUAAUUUAUGGAUGGCCCCUAGGGAAAUAAUCGCGAUGGUGUGAUAUCCUUAAUUAUGGUAUGUGCCCGUAAGUAAGCUACAGUUACCUUUGACCUUGUGUUAUACAUAAUCCUAUAAAAAUAAAAGUUAUGUAUACAUAUACUAAA